Anopheles marshallii is the source of this 3420-nucleotide messenger RNA. It is a transcript of the gene koi, whose product is annotated as klaroid protein. Gene Ontology annotation, biological process: nuclear envelope organization. NCBI's taxonomy places the organism in Eukaryota, Metazoa, Arthropoda, Insecta, Diptera, Culicidae. The coding region runs from base 1 to 3420 and encodes 1139 amino acids. Gene Ontology annotation, molecular function: protein-membrane adaptor activity. Gene Ontology annotation, cellular component: nuclear envelope; meiotic nuclear membrane microtubule tethering complex. The transcript is spliced from 5 exons. The record is from RefSeq and is a predicted model, not a curated record.
AUGUCUCAACCACAGAAUAUCGGCGAUGUAAUAGAUACCCGGCGACGGUCACGUUCCAAAACUCCCAGCAUGAACCUACGCGUCAGCUCCGACCGUGAGCUGAACGGCUCGGAAACAUCACCCGGUCGAAAAGUGCGCAAAACGCCUACGGUCGGUAUGAUCGAGGAGGAAGCAUCACCCACCGUCCAGAAAUCUGUUGCGGCCGCUCAAGGACGGCCCAACACGGUGCGUACUGCCCGCAACGUAACCUCGGACUACUCGUCCGAGGAUGUAUCGCCGGACCGAGCACGGCAGGCGGCAAUGGCAGUGGCCGCAAACGCACAGCUAUCGAAAACCACCAGCCAGCUGACGCAAUCGUCCGUUAAUACCACAACAACGAAGACCACCACCCAGCAGACGACGAUCAUUCUCGAUGGUGGCAAGGAAAAGCUAAGCACCACACAAACCGUCACACAGACCAGUGCAAAGGCAAACGAGAAAGAUAAUGCGACCAGCGGGAAGGAAAGCCUUUCGAGUUCGCCAAAGAAAGACACCGAGACGCAAAAGUCUUCAAGCACAGCCUCAACCGUCACGCGAAGCACCAAAAUGGCCGCUGCCACUGUUAUUCGUACGAGCACGCCCAAGAAUGCCGCUCAAAAGCUGACCACGUCGAAGGUGAUGCUAUCGCCGGAGGAGUUGCAACAACAUGCGGCCUACAAAGAGUACCUGGAGGCGGGCGAGUACUGGAACAAGUACCCGAAGACGGAUUACACGUACUCGGAGCUGUCGCCCCAUCGGCGUGAGGUAGCACCUGGUCUGGUUGCAAUGCCGAAUAUGUCCCGGCCGAGCCUGAACAAGCACGCCGAACGGGUGCAAACGAUGAUCCAGCGUAAUCCCGAGCAGGAAGCGUUUAUACGCGAGCGCUAUACCUCGGCACGGUCGCGUUUGAUCCGAUCGAAUCCGUACGAUUCGAACGACGAGACGGAUGAUCUGGCGCAGAGCAAAAGUAGCCAUCGGCAGCAACAGCGCGUAACGGUCGAGCAUCGUUCGAUCGUGAGCCGUUUCUUCCUGUCGAUUGUGACGAUCUGCUUUACGUGCGUCGAUGCCGUGCGCAGCGUGUUCCGUCGUCGGGAUGAACAGCACAUGUACUACACGCGCAUUGAAGACGAGCGAGGCUUUUUUACGCGCGUGUACGGUUCUGUGACGUCCUUCUUCGUGAACGUAUUCAAACGCAUUUAUAUGUUCAUAUCUUCCGUAAUGUUUUUGGACGCUUGGUUGCUUCAAACAACGGCAGGUAAUGCGGAACAACAGCAGGGCGGUCAACGAAAGCGUCGCUUCCUGCUGUUCCUGUUGCUGCUGCUACCAUUCUUGGUUAUCGGAGCGUACUUGUUGGCGGAUGAGGAUCAAACGAUCGUAUUGCCUGCCUCGUCCCGGGCCACACUCGCCCUCUCAUCGCUGUCCCGCAUUCUUCCAUCAAACCUCAAGGAUUCGGACGCGAAUAUGGAAUCUUUUUACCAGUACUUGAACGAAAAGAACCUCAACUUCCGCGCGAAUGUGCAUUCCGCAUCGUCGUUCCUUGCAGCACUGUCACCGUUCGGCUGGAUACCGGCCAUCUCCUGGCCUUGGUCAUGGUCGUGGAGUUGGAUUGUUGGUGAUGGGUUCAAAAAAGACACGCCGUAUCGGGAAACCAUUCGCAACACCCUUCAGCGUACCCUUAGCAAGGAAGAGUUCGAUGAACUCAUGCGGUACAUCGAUGGGUAUAUCGAUGGGGUGAUGGAACAAAAGUACGCUUCCAAACUAGAAGUAGAACGGUUACAGAGGUCGAUCGAAUCGGAAGCUACAAAGGAAGCUAUUACCCCCGCAAUUACCGUCCACGUUGCGCAAGUAAUCGAGGAAAGCUUGAAGUCCUACAACUACCAUCUAACAGACAGUGAUGUGGAUAAGGUGGCGGAAAAGGUCCACCAAGCGUUGCAAGCCAACUAUCCCCAGCUAUUCAAGGAAUCGUCCAAGAGCGAAGACACUACCCCGGAAAGAGGUACCGUCGUGCUGUCGAAGGAAUACAUUGCCGAGAUUCAGCGAUUGGUUGAGCAGCAUAUUACGGUGCAAAACAAUCACUACGUCAUCGGUGGUUCUGAGCUGGAGGAUAUUCUGGCGCGCAUACUAUCGUCCGAUAAACUGAGCGCUUUAAUCGAUCAACGAAUCGUUGCGAACAGUGUCGCACAGUCUGAAGAUCGCAGUACGGCUGAUCAACGCCAGCGAGAAGCGUUGGUGGACGAUCUUCGCAAAGAGCUGAAGGAUAUUAAGGCACACUUUAGCGAGCAGCUGCUGAGCAGCAGUGUCACGUGGGAGGAACGCCUUCUAUUGGUGCAGCAAAAUCAAAAACAGUUCGAAGAACAGUUGAAAGCCUACAGGUUAGAGAGUAACGCGUUGUACCAAAAACUGCUCGCCGACAUUGACAAUCGUUUGAACGCGUUAAAGGAGGAAAAGUAUGAAGGAGUGAAUAAGGUUAUUCGCGAGAACAUUAUCACAAUAUUGGGCCUUAAUGUAAAGCAAGACAUUGCCGAUGGUGAUCUGCGUGCGUGGAUUAACGGGCUGUUCGUAGCACGGGACCAUCUAGAGCAGCGGUUGCAGGAGAAACAGGCGCAGGUGAAUGUGGACGUACGUGAGGAAAUCGAUCGAGCCGCGAGCCGUUUGAUGAAGGAAAUAAGCGAACAGAUGCGCAUGGAAAUGAUGCUGCGUUUGAAGGAAGAAUCGGUACGAGAAACUUCCACUGUCAGCCAUACAACUGUUACCUCAGAGUCGUCGACCGGAGGAGAUGAUACCCCGGCUAAGAUUACCAGCUCCAAUCUCACCGAGGACGACGUGAAGCGAAUUGUCCGUGAUGCUCUAAUAGUGUACGAUGCCGACAAGACGGGUAUGGUGGACUACGCGCUUGAAUCGGCCGGCGGCCAGGUGCUUUCGACCCGGUGCACCGAAAGUUAUCAGGCGAGUUCGGCCGAAUUUCGUAUCUUCGGCAUUAUACCGAUAUGGUAUCCGUCCAACACACCGCGAACGGUCAUUUCGCCCACGAUGGAACCAGGCCAGUGCUGGGCGUUCCAAGGAUUCCCCGGAUAUUUGGUCAUACAAUUAAAUACCGAGAUUAUCGUGACUGGCUUCACGCUGGAGCAUAUUUCCAAACUGCUUGUAUCGAACGGAUCAAUUAGCUCAGCCCCGAAGCACUUCACUGUUUGGGGUCUGGUGGCACUGAACGAUCCCGAACCUGUCCUGCUGGGCAGCUACGAGUACCUGGACAAGAUGGGCAGUAGUGUGCAGUACUUCCCGGUGCAAAACAACGACUGGAACAAGCCAUUACAGAUUGUUGAGCUACGCAUCGAAUCGAACCACGGCAAUAUUCACUACACCUGCCUUUACCGAUUCAGAGUGCAUGGCGAUAAGGUGUAA